Molecule: messenger RNA, 1227 nt
Organism: Suillus subaureus
Lineage: Eukaryota; Fungi; Basidiomycota; Agaricomycetes; Boletales; Suillaceae
Exons: 7
Coding region: 1-903 (300 amino acids)
Source: RefSeq, a predicted model, not a curated record
AUGCCUCCCAUUUCCAAACGACGAAAGCUUUCAGACCUAACUGCAGGAGAUACAAACGAAUUGCUUCGUAAGCUCCAGGAAUUUCGUGCCAACCUUGAUGAAGGAGACGAGGAUUUACCUGCUGGUCUGAUCGAUAAACUCCAAGAACUGCGUGACAAAUCGGAAGACGUUAAGGUAGAUCCAAUAACGCUCAUUUCAUUGAGGAUAUCGUCUGGUCCACUUUUUCUGAUCAGCGACAAGAGGCAAGAAGUCGAAAACCUUGGAUUGGCCGAAAUAUCAGGGUGUCUUCCGAUUGAUACUGCACGAUUUCUGAUAAGUUUAGUGCGCGGCCACGUCGCAACGGUGACGGAAGCUGGAUGUCGCAUCUUGAUCAACAUACUCUUGUUGAGAGUUGUAUCGGUCAUGUGUUCGGGUGACACGACGGUGAACAUAAUUCCAGAAUUCCCUAUCCCUAGAACGAUCUUCCACCGAGACUCUGGCAAGUAUUCGUUUAGUGGCGUCGUCGACUUCCUGGUGACUAAACUCCCCGCCCAGUACACCGAAUACCUCCUGGGCGACCCGACCACAGCACUGGCGAAUCCCGGAAACAUCAAGGGACCAAUGACGUCCAACAUCUUCGAAGCCAAGCGCGAUAACGUUCGGGCCGCUCUGUCUCAGGCUGCAAUUGCUGCGGCUUCGUAUUGCCAAUUGCAGGGCUUAUCUGUCAUCAGGGGUGUUGUCACCAGCGGAGAACAGUGGAUAUUCUUCGUGUACGAAAGGCAUACAGAUGGUACUGGGUUAGUCCUAUCUUCUCCCGAAUACACUCUGGGGCGGAAUCUCGAAGGUCUAGCCUUGGUUCUUGGCCUCUUGCGGGAUUCGAUUGAUAACGCAACUAGCUCCAACCAUACGUUCUUCACUACGUGACGGAUAUAUGGUCCUACAGCACGUUCUCCUUGAUAAGCUCCCUGUGGAGUAUUCGUAUUGUUGGAUGUGCAACGUUCAACAUGGACUCUAUACUGUACUAUAUAAUCUCGUGUCGCUUUAUUUGUACCUCAGCGGUUCUGUCUACAACAUUGAGACUCGUCUCUUAGGUAUUAUCAAUGCCAUAGUGGUUCUGUCUACAACGCUGAGACUGAUCUCUAGUCCCUCUGAACUCCACCCCCAACCACGUGAAUGCCCGGGCCAUCCCAGGCUUGCUUGCAACGAAAUUAUUGUGCCAUUUGCAUUGGCGAGUAGUGUUGUCUUCUU